Coregonus sp. 'balchen' is the source of this 10198-nucleotide messenger RNA. Lineage: Eukaryota; Metazoa; Chordata; Actinopteri; Salmoniformes; Salmonidae. The record is from the annotation of a GenBank genome assembly.
AUGCUAGCCACACAGACCCCAGAGACAGGGCCAGAGGCAAAAGAUGUCAAGCAGGUAGGCUAAACAUCUUUUACUGUUAAUGGCCCACCCAAUCCCAUAAACCACUUCCACGUGACUCUGAAAAGGUGAUCCGAUCAGAUCUCUCUCACAGAUACUCUGUUAGGGUUUGAGUGACACAUCGACUCUGUCUAUGCAUGACCAAUGUUAGUAUUUUAACAAUAAGCCUAUGUGAAUGUUUAUUGCUUAGCAUAAUGCUUAUUGCAUACUGGGAUACCUUGAUUUCCAUAGAAACCCAGGUUACUAUGUCAAACACCUUAGCCUAUAUGACAUGGCAUAGUUAUUUACGUAAGUGACAGCGUGGACAAGUAGAUUGGGUCGCGUUAGAGUUCAGACACAGACCAUCAAAAAAUCUGCUUUUAAACCAUUUCACCUGCAUUUCAUAUUGAAAGCCAAACUUGUUUUUUGCUUCAAUAGAGUGAUCAGGGGCUUGCAACUAUGGUUUUCCUUCACAGAAAAUACAUUAGUGCAACACAUUCGGCAGAAAAUGGCUUCAUUUUCAUCAGAUGACAACAGAAGUGCAACACUAUUUGGCUAGGGCCUCCCGAGUGGCGCAGCAGUCUAAGGCACUGCAGUGCUUGAGGCGUCACUAGAGAUCCUGGUUCGAUCCCGGGCUAUGUCGCAGCCGGCCGUGACCGGGAGACCCAUGAGGCGACGCACAAUUGGCCCAGCGUAGUCCGGGUUUGGGGAGGGUUUUGGCCAGCCGGGAUGUCCUUGUCCCAUCGCGCUCUAGCAACUUCUGUGGCGGGCUGAGCGCAUGCACGCUGACACAGUCGCCAGUUGUACGGUCUUUCCUCCAACACAUUGGUGCGGCUGGCUUCCGGGUUAAGCGAGCAGUGUGUCAAGAAGCAGUGCGGUUUGGUAGGGUUGUGUUUCAGAGGACGCAUGGCUCUCGACCUUCGCCUCUCCCGAGUCCGUACGGGAGUUGCAGCGAUGGGACAAGACUGUAACUACCAAUUGGAUAUCAUGAAAUUGGGGAGAAAAAAAUACAUAAAAUACAAUAUUUGGCUAGCAGCCACACAAGUAAAUGAGCGUACAAUGAAAAAGCUAGUUAUCUUUUGCAAAAACGAUGCAUGGCCAGAUUUUUUUGAAUGUUUAUCACAGAAAAAAUGCAGCCAGCUACAUUUCUUAAUGUUUUGCUUGAAGUUAAUCUUGCAUUUUAACUGAGAAAAGUAAGCUACGCUGAGAAAAGUACAGGAGAAAAGUAGCGACACAUCAGUCAGAGCACUGUUUGCUGAUAGAAUGCCUGCUCAUGAAUUCUCAUCCGAGUGCAGAAGUGCAACUGAAGCACAAAAUUAGUCCGAUACCGAGCAGAAAUUACAAUAAGAAGCAAUUUAGAUCUGCGUUUACAAAACGCAGCAAGAUAUUUCUUAUGUGUUUUAUCUUUUUUUUCUGCCUGGAAAAACGCAGAAUUCCGCGUUAAUGCUGCCCCUGAUGUAGUGACAUUUUUAUGUCACGGUUUGUGAUUGCACUACUUUAUGACAGCCGGUUUAAAUAAAGUGACUCAAAAAGUGUCAGAUAUUGAUUUUAUGUUUGUUUAAGUUGUGUAGGCUAUCUUUGCUGUUCUAGUAAUACACUGCAAAACGCAGCAUCAUAUGAUGCAAAAUGCAUCAUACCGGCUGUAUUUCUGUAUUUUGAAAGUUAUACAUGUUGAAAACUUGAUUGCUGACAUGCAAAACAUUCUGGGAUUAUAUCAAUAAUGGACUAAUGAAACUAAAAUAUCGUUUUUGGGUGGAGUUUUCCUUUAACUGAACUCUGAUGUUUGAUUUAGGCUAGUGGCUGUGCAAUGUAGUCUGUGGGAUAAAUAUCAUAGAUAAUCAAUAAUAUGCUGUCAUUGUCAAGUUUUCCAGACAACGUCAGUGAGUCAAAGGUUUGUUUUAUGAGUUCAAACUUUAGGCUAGUUUCCAUGGUUCCUAUUUACUGGAGAAAAUAAAGAUAACAAGUGUUCCCAUUUGUAGUCAGGUUGGUAGAACUUGCAUGAGCAGAAGUUAGCUAGAGGACCUAAAAAUAAGUAGGUUUACAGUCUAUUUUAGAUGUCAAAGAGCCAUGUUGACAGAUGCCCAUAACACAUUCCUGUCCAACAGUAGCUCAUAAAUAAUCUGUUUUGUGUGUUAUUGCGUAAAAUGGAUGGCCUCUGGCCAUUUUGCUAGUGUCAGCUGACAUCAGGUGACUUGCAUGUCAGGGUAUGUUUCAUAUUCACAUGGCCAAUGAACACUCUCAAAGUGUUGACACAUCUUUUCUGCCAUUAAUUUCCAAUAUCUGGGGAAGUCCAUUGUGAAAUUGUGUCACUUCAAACAUUUGAAGACAUUUGGAAAUGUUUCAGCUGUUGGGCUAAGUCCAUGUUUGUCACUAUGUUAAAGGCACACAUACUACAUUUACAUUACAUUUUCGUCAUUUAGCAGACGCUCUUAUCCAGAGCGACUUACAAAUUGUCAUCACAGUCAUAUUGGCACUGAAAGGUAUAGAUAGUUAGACAUAGAGCUGGUGCUAAACUGUAACAUCCUGCUAAGUGACCAAUAAAGGAGCUGCUAUAGAAGGAGAAGGGAUGUUAUUGGUGCCAGAAGCAGACUCAGUCAAGACAGCCAAUAGGCUACAGAUGGGGACAUGCAUGGCUGUUCAAUAUUUACAUUUGGUGCAUUACCCCCCCCCCCUUCCCCUGUACUACUAUAUUGCUCCUUACCACCUUUGCAACAACAUUUUGACCCGAGGCCGAUCUUAAGUAAUUAUGUGACUGAUCUGAUAGUUACAAUAAAGGAAGCAAUAUAAUGUCCCGCUGCCUGUCACUUUUUGUUUCUUUAUGCAAAGAGGUUUUAACUCAGUUAUGUAAUGUACCUAUGACUGCAUUGAUUUCCACAAUAAUAGGCAUACAUUUCAAGUUGUCAUUGAAUAUGAGAAAGAUUGGAGUUGACUGCCCCAGUGAAAUGGAAGCUGAGAAAAUACUAGAUAUCCAUUUUGGUUUAACCCAAUCUUACCAUUUCUUUAGUGGAUCAAAGAGAAGUUGGCGUGGGCACUCAAGGCUCUGCAGAAGCGUUACGUGACAACCGAUGUCGUUGUUACCAGCGAGGAUGGUAACGCCAACCUGCUGUGCUGUGCACUGGAGGCCGUCUUUAUCCAUGGCAUCAAGAGCAAAUAUGUUCGCUCCGAGGCCGGGGGACACGCCAGGAAAGGGGGGUCCCGGGGACCCCUCCCCCAACCUGUGUUCUGGAGCCUGCUCAAGACGGUCACUCACCGGUGGGUGGAAGCCUUAAGCUGUAUAAUGAGAAUCCCACUUCCCCUAUAGAUAGCCCUACAGACGCCUGUAGUGCAGUGUCUCCAUCCUCAUUCACUUUAGUGUGCUAGAGAAGUUGGAAGUUCAGAUAAUGGAAUGUUUAUAUCCUCUCUGUUAUGUUGCAAUAAGUGUGUAUAACAAAUCACAGAAUGUUAUUAAUUUACAGUAGUUAAGCAGAAUGCUAUUUAUUUACAGUAGUUAAACAGAAUGCUAUUUAUUUACAGUAGUUAAGCAGAAUGCUAUUUAUUUACAGUAGUUAAGCAGAAUGCUAUUUAUUUACAGUAGUUAAGCAGAAUGCUAUUUAUUUACAGUAGUUAAGCAGAAUGACAAUAGUAAAGGUUUCAGAUCAAAUGGCGUAGCUUGUUUCAAUAUGUGUAGUGUAUACUGUACAUGAAACGAUUCUCUGUAAUGAUAAAUGAUGUAAUGUCUCCUCCUGGUGCCCUCAGUGACGUGAUCACGGAGCUGGAGAAGCUGAGCUUCGUGGGUACGGACACGGGUCGUUGCCGGGCCUGGCUGCGGCUGGCCCUCAACCACGGCCUGAUGGAGUGCUACCUGGCCUCCCUGUUCCGCGAGGGCUCCAAACUGCAGGCCCACUACCAGCCCUCCGCCCUGCUCCUGGACCCUGAGGAGCGUGAGGUGCUGCUCAGUUACAUCCAGGGCUUGGCCUCCCUCACCUUCAACCUCUCGUACAAGUCGGCCGUGCUCAACGAGUGGACCACCACCCCUCUGGCUCUGGCCGGCCUCUGCCCUGCCGCCCAGGCCGACGUGCUCGACCUCCCCUGUCUCACCAAGCGCAAGGAAUCCUGGGAUACGGUGUCACAGUCGUCCGGCGGGUCGGAUACGGUUGAAGUGCAGCGAGGGGGACCAGGGGUGCUGGGGAAGGGGAUUGGGGGGGUCUCAGAGGGUAGGACCCCUCUAAAUUCUUCCAAUUUGAGCCUGGACACCACAGGGUCGUCUCAGCUCUCCUCCAGUCUGAGCUCUGACAGUCUGCUUCAUGGUCACGACCCCAAGAGCCCAGACAAGGAGCCCUGGCCAUGUGACCUGGAAAACCCCUCCAACAUGGAGAACAAUGGCAAUGCCAAGAGGCAUCUCAAAGAGUAAGUCAUGUGUGAAUGUUGUUAGUGUGCCUCUGCUAAGGAAUGAGGUCCUUGGCAGAUCACCACAGCAGUAUAAGACAUAGGCCCAAAUCAUUUCUGCAUUUAGCAGAUGCUUUUAUCCAAAGCAACAUGAGGUCAAUGCCUGUAGGCGUACUCCUGCAAGAAUGAAACCCACCGCAAUUAUGGUGAUGUAAGCAACAUGCUUCAACUAACAAUGUUUAAAGAAAUUAAUUAAAGACUUAAAGGAACUUUCUAACAUUUUGUCCCUUGUUUCAGUUGGUGAUUUCUGACGACCUCUGACAUCUCCUGUUUUCUGUAACCAUGCAGUGUUCUGGCAGACUUCAGGGAGAGUGCCCACUCCAGUCAGGACUCCAUGCGCGAGGAUUCGUACGUGUCCACCCCGGGCGCAGACCACCUCUCUGAGAACACGGCCUUCAGUGGCUCCGACAGCGAGACCCAGGGACAUGUCACACUUCUCACUGGCCCCUCUAGCCCUGCUUCACUGGGGUCAGACCAGGAAGAGCCGUCCACUAAGACCCACGUCCCCUCCGACGUGUUCUUGCACACUGAAGGGCCCUCCAGUCUCAGUGACUGUGUGGAGAGAACAUCGACAACUCCUCACCUGCCUGUCACUGAGACGCCACGGGAGAAAAAGACAGAAGAUUCUGCUAAGAGCGCCUCUGAGCCUUCAGCCCACAUGAACCUACGCCACACUACCAGCGUGCUUAGCAGGAGGGUGUCUACAGACUCAAUCGCAGUAAAUUUAAUCUCGCUCUCAUUCCCUCCGUCUGACUAAUUCGUCAUGUGAUUGACCUGACCUUAAAGAGCGACUGCCUUUAAAAAGCAACGAAUCCCUUUGAAAAUGGCCUCUGUGGCAUCGAUAUGAAUCAGAAACAGUUAUUCUAGUGUCAAAAUUGACCACAAAGUGUAAAUAGGAUAAUUUUGGUCAUAGUCUCGCCUAAAACGGAGUUUGGAACAUCCGUGCGUCACAACGGGUAAAUGAACGUUGGGUUUUGAUUUGAUGAUGUCCAUUUGCCCUUAGCAUGGGGUGAACAGCUGCGGUGAUUGCUCGCUAUCCAAAGGCAUAGACAGUGAGACAGACCUGCCCAGCAGCUCUGUCUUUGUUUACAUAAGACAUGUUGCACUUUUUUUUAAACUUGAGAAGUACGGCACCAAACACCUUUUUAGUUAGAUGUAUAAUUGUGCAACUAAAACAUCCUCAGUAAAAACAUCUACAUUCAUUUUAGAUUUCUUGAGUUAUCUUACGUUCAUUCUGGGGAUUUUGAGGAAGUGAAAUAGACUUCCACGUCUACCGUGUCUCAUCGGUUUUCUAAUGAGUAAAAGAAAAAACGUGUCAAUCGGCGUGUUCAGUCGCUCUUUAAGUUCUUUUAGCUCUCCUUGACCUUUGCCCUAGAUAAUGAUAUAAUAUUAUGAUAUAUUUUCCACUGUAGUCUAGGCUGAAUGGGUAGAACUCAUAUUGUGCAAAGCUUUGCUAAAUAAUAGAGCACCUGUGUGUUUAUAUGGUUACAAGCUGAAAGAACAAUUCCAUUUCCAGAUUUUCUAAAUUAGCAACCAAUCACCACUAAGACCCAUCUACCCUUUCUUAGCAUUCCCACUCCUGGAUCUCUGAGGAUGACAUCUAUAAGCCACACCUUGAGGAACUGGCUGACCCCGAUGACUUUUUGCUUGGGUCUGGCCCAGCUUGUGUGAACGGAUUGACCUCUCCUCCCCCAGAGCCCGAGACCCCCCAGUCUCCCCCCAGCGUGGUUCACCGCAGGCAGAUAGGUAAGUUCCCAAAACCAGUGACACCACCACUUCUAGCACUUCUUGAACACAGAACAGCUUGUGAUGCAGUCUGUUGUAACCACCAUAUGAACGGCCUUGGUCAUGAGGUGACAGUAUGCCAAAAGAUUGUUCCUAGUUUUCAGCCCUUGUUGUUCUGGUCUUUGACACUUUAGUUCAAGGGAAUUGAGAUGAACCAAAGACUUGUUUGUUCAAUGGCAGGGUUUGUCAGUCAUUGGACAGUCCACAACUUCCAUAAUUGACCCUUUGCUAAGCCUAAUUAAACACAGACUACCCCUUGCUAAUCAAGAGACUGUUGAGUAUGUUAUGGUGGACUGUCAUUACAAUUGCUUCACGGGAACCUGGUACAAUGAAGUUUGUAGUGUGGCUAGCUAGCCACUGAAUGGUUCUGAAUGCACUGUCAUGCAGUCAAAGCUACUACUAGCCAACUUGUUCUCUUCACAGAAUCAUUGGUACUUCCUCCUUAUGGUAUGUUUGAACCUCGGUGUUGAAUAUACAUUUUGCCCGGUGGUUUCAUGUUCAGAUAAAACCUGUUAUACAGGUUUAGUGAAACAUUUCUUGAUGGCAUGCAAAGUUUGAUCUGGACAGAGAUUAGGCCCAGGCACUUUAGAGAUCUGUUGUGCAGUUUUUCAAUAGCAUCCUCUUUCUUUCCCUCCCUGUUCUCUUUCACUCUUUCGCUCUGUCCUUCAGGCCUGUCCAACCCUUUCCGCGGACUGCUGAAGCUGGGCCACCUGGAGCGGCGGGGCACGGUGGGUAUGUGGCGCGACUACUACUGCGAGCUCUCGCCCUUCGAGUUCCGCCUCUACCUGAACGCAGAGGAGCGCACUUGCUGCGACAACUGCUCCCUGCUGCGUUGCGAGGACGCCCGCGUCACCUCGGCCGAGGGCCGCUUCGACCUGGCCUUCCCAGGGAAAAGGCUCCUCAUGCGGGCGGCCAACCGCGAUGAGGCAGAGGACUGGGUGGACCGCAUUGCUGAAGCCGUCAACAAGUGCCGCCCGCUUCACCGCCUCGAUGACCAGUGGGAGGUGCUGCAGCCCACUGACAGCAGUGUAACCCCGGAUGAGCCCCCAAAAUCUUCCCCUUCGUCCCCCUCCUCCGUACCCGCCAGUCCCGAGCGAGGGGGGGCUGUGGUUGAGCAGGAGCUGCCACUGGAGCUGGACUGGACGCGUCCCACAGACCCAGAGUCAGACGCCAUUAAGGAGGCGGUGCUGUACUUCUCACAGGACUCUGAGGCUCGCAACUGGACUCCUCUGGUCUUCUCCCUCUCCUUAGAGACUCUCAAGGGCUUCCGGAUGCAGGACGGGCAGAAGGUGCUGUGCUGCACCCACCCCAUCGAGGGGAUCCGGGACGUGGUCCCAGACGUUUCUCUGGGCGGACCAGCCUUCUUUAGGGUGGUAACGGCCAAGGAUACGCUCAAGCUGAGGGCCAAGAGCUCUGAGGAGGCACGUGCCUGGAGGGGCCUCAUCAGGGGAGCCCUGGACUCCUACCUGGAGAGUGGAGAAGACUGGGAGCCUGAGAGCCCUGGGGUGGCCCCUGGGGCAGGGGGGAACAUCCACAGACUGGUGCAGCAUAGACUGAAGGGGGACGGGGUGCUGCUGGCCCAUCUAUGCACAGUGCCCACAGAGAAGGGGCUGGACCUUCAGGCCUUCAAGUGUGCAGGUAGCUCUAAAUCUCAUCAAGCUACUAGUUGUUAAGGGCAAUUCCACGGUAACAGUGACACUGAUACUCACAUUUUUCACUUUAAAGUGUAAGUCAAACAAAAACCAAGGAUUGCAAACAAGAACAUUUUACAAAAACACAUUUACUUGAAGAACAGUGCAGAUGCAAAGUGUCAACUGUCAUUCUGUUACCAAACUUGCAUCUGCACUGUUCUUCAAGUAAGUGUUUUUUGUACAAUUUUCAGUGGAAAUUGCUACAUAGAGAUUUUUUUUUACAUACAUUUUAAAGUGACAUCUUAGUCUGUCUCAAUCUGUUCCGUGGAAUUGCCCUUGACCAGGCAACACUUUAGUGUCCAUUACUUUCCCCUUACCGUGCCGUUACUGGGAGCGACAGAGUAUGUAGUAACGCCUUUCUUCUCUGUAGGUUGUCCAAAGGCGGUAGGCGUCUCCCGAGGGAAAGCCAGACUGUGUGAGUUCUCAGGGCAGUACUACUGCGACACUUGUCACCAGGGCGACGCCAUCGUCAUACCCUCCCGCAUGGUGCACAACUGGGACCUCGCGCCUCGAGAGGUGAGUCUCUCAAGGGUCUAUGGACCACACACACACAAUAUUUGUGCCAAAGUAUUUCCAUGGUCAAUAAAAAAAAUAAAAAAAAGAUUUGCAAACAUAAUCAUAAUGGAAACAUACCAUAACUUCCUCCUUGCAUAACUUUUGUUAUUUUACCUUUGACAUUAAACUAAACCAGUACUGUUGGCCUUGGAUCAAUAUUAUUUGUGUUUGUUGUUAAGAUGCUCUUGUAUGCAUCCUUUGCCCUGGUUGUGUAAAUGUAGGUCUCCAGACAGGCUGUUAAGCUGCUGGCUCAGAUUGAACAUGAGCCGCUGCUCAACCUUGACCUUUUAAACCCUGACCUGUGGGAGCAUGCCGAGGCCAUGGCCCAGGCACAGAGCCUCAGACAGCGGCUGCGUCUCCUAGGAGACUACCUGCUCACCUGCCGCAGCGGAGCAUGCAAGAACAUCCAGAGCAGGUGUGUGUGUGAUCCACUUUUGUAUGUUUGUCUUUUUUGUUUUAAGCUGUACUAUGUAGCUUUUUGGGUGAUCUGACCAAAUUCACGUAGAAAUGUGUGUUAUAGAUCUGUCAUUCUCAUUGAAAGCAAGUCUAAGAAGCGGUAGAUCUGUUCUAUGUGCGCUAUUUCUAGGCUUCCCUUAAGUUUCAUUUUUGCGUCUUUUACUUUCGGUUUUGAACAACAACAGAAAAUAAAAUAGUUUGGGUUAUGGAAAAUAUAUUUCACAGCGGUUUAGAUGGUACAAUGAUUCUCUAAACUAUACUUGCUUGUUUUGUCACAAACUGAAAUUAAGCGAACUAUUAUAAUUUUAGCAACCAGGAAAUGGCAGAGCGAUUUCUGCAUAGCGCAUCUUUAAGUAUUGCAGAACUGGGUCAAAUGAAAGUUUAUCAAAGUGAGCUGGUUAACAUAUUGAUCCUGCUUUCUGAGAACUCGGGUCAUCCAGAUCAUUCUUCAGAUGAUCUGGACUUGGGCCAAACGGUAAUGGAUUAAUAAUUUCCACAUACCAGUCAACCUUUAUUGUUUGACUAUUGCGUUGUUAUUUCUCUCUCAAGACUGGGCCCAAGGACAUACUUGUUAGAAUCAAGCCAUCUCUACAGCGUCAUGGACUUAAGACAGGUAUCAAUACAGUCAUUACUUAAUUAUCCCUGUUAGUCAAUUCACUUUUACAUUUAAAUAAUACACAUUAUUUACCUGCAAAACUACACCACCAGAAACCAAGUCCAUGUAGGUAAUAAGCUUGAAUUAGCUUUUUCUCCUUGUGUGUGUGUGUUUAGAUAGCGGAGGGAAUGUAUGUGGCCUACCUGAACACGUUGAUCCAGUUUGCCUCCAACCACGUCCACCACUGUGACCUUUGCACGCAGAGGGGCUUCAUCUGCCAGAUCUGUCACGCCAGUGACAUCAUCUUCCCCUUCCAGUUCGACACCACCACCAGGUAGGGCCCUGGCCUCUCAUCACUUCAAUACACUGAAAUGUGAUCACUCACUGACCUGACCACCCCACCUCCUCACAUACUCUCCCUCUGUCUCCCACAAAGAUGUAAAGAGUGUAAGGCCGUGUUUCACGCAACCUGCAAGGCCAAGUCGCCUUCCUGUCCACGAUGCCUGCGGCUUCAGAGGUACCUCGAGAGAGAUCUGCAGGACUAACCGGCAACCCUGCAGGAAUGCUCUUUGUGACCCAGUGGGCUUCCCGUAGAUCUGCAGGACUAACCGGCAACCCUGCAGGAAUGCUCUUUGUGACCCAGUGGGCUUCCUGU